This is a messenger RNA of Closterium sp. Naga37s-1, 408 nucleotides long. Lineage: Eukaryota; Viridiplantae; Streptophyta; Zygnematophyceae; Desmidiales; Closteriaceae. The record is from the annotation of a GenBank genome assembly.
AUGCACUUUCUACGCGUGGUUCCACAAGGGACUCUCUGUGUUGUGUGGUGGAAGGAAGGGCUUGCUGAUGGCUCACUGGACGUACCUGAAUGGGCGCCUGCUUAUGCCUUGUUCCAUUACUCCCUUGCUCCCUUGCUCCCUUGUUCCUUUACCCGCCCUUCCUUCUGUGCUCCCAUCUCCUCCCACCAGCCAGUGGCAGCACUCACGCGCCGCAGCUUGGAUCAGACCACCCUGUCGCUCUCCAAUGUGCCAGUGGCAGCUCUCACCCGCCGCAGCUUGGAUCAGACCACCCUGUCGCUCUCCAAUGUGGUGGGGCCGCUAGAAGAGGUGGCACUGCACGGCCACCCCAUCUCUGCCAUUAUUCCUUCGGUCGUUGGCAGCAACCAUGUGAGUGUACCGCAUCUUUAA